Messenger RNA from Daucus carota subsp. sativus, 1137 nucleotides. RefSeq names its product WRKY transcription factor 22. The record is from RefSeq and is a predicted model, not a curated record. Gene Ontology annotation, biological process: regulation of DNA-templated transcription. Gene Ontology annotation, molecular function: DNA-binding transcription factor activity; transcription cis-regulatory region binding. The coding region runs from base 153 to 1052 and encodes 299 amino acids. Gene Ontology annotation, cellular component: nucleus. NCBI's taxonomy places the organism in Eukaryota, Viridiplantae, Streptophyta, Magnoliopsida, Apiales, Apiaceae. The transcript has 3 exons.
GAUCUUCCUCAACUGCCUUCUCUCCCUUUCACCUCCCAAUAUAUAAACUCCACUCCACUUUACUUCAUUCUCAUACUCAAAUUAAAUACUUCUACAGUUCUACUCGAAAUCUCAUUUUUCCGUCGUAAAAAGUCUUGUUUGUUGUAGUGCUCAUGGAGGAAGACUGGGGAUUGCAAGCGAUUGUUAGAGCAUGCAGUCAUGAUCAGUGCACAACUGAUAGUGUUCUUGAUCAAUAUAAUUAUCGGGACGAUCUUUUUUAUGAUUUUCCUGAAUUUGAAGAAUUGAAGAACAAUGAUUGUUCACUCAUUGUAGAUGAAUUGGAUGAUCGUUACAAACCCUUUUUUCAUGAUCCGACACCGACUCCUAUUAGCUCUUUCUCUUCACAUUUGGAGAAUUCAGAUUCUCAGGGAUGUGAAGUUAAACUUGAGCAAGAAGUUAUGUUGAAGGUCAUGGAACAACAUGAAACUGCACCGGUUGCUAAACCUAAAGCCCUCACUCCUGCAGCUAAAUACAAAAGGAAAAAACAGCAGAAGAGGGUGGUGGUUCAAGUAACAUCCGAUGGUCUUUCUUCAGAUUUAUGGGCUUGGCGUAAAUACGGUCAAAAACCGAUCAAAGGAUCACCAUAUCCAAGAAGCUAUUACAGGUGUAGUAGCUCAAAGGGGUGUCCGGCAAGGAGACAAGUCGAAGAAAGCUGUUCUGAUCCGGGAAUGUAUAUCAUAACCUACUCGGCGGAGCACAACCACGCGCAGCCAACUCGACGGAGUUCUCUUGCAGGAACUAACCGCCAGAAAUUCUCCACACUGAAAAGAACUUGUUCUGAUGAAAGCUGUGUGUCAUCUAUGCAUGUUGAUCAAGUACAAAGCCUCAAGAAGAUCAAACACGAGAAAAAAGACGACACUAUAGAUGAGCAAUCAAGGGGGCAAAAUCUCAGUGGUCUUGAUCGGGAGUUUGUCAUUGAGGAUUCGAUCUUGACGGAGAAUUUCUUUGAGGUUUUAGAUGACUUGGAUGGACUAGUUUCAUAUUCGUCCUUACAUGGUUUUUAUUCGCAAUGAGUAUAAAUGUGUACCAAAUUUAUAGCUUUGUAAACUCUCAUUUUCAUGAUUUUUGUUCUACCACCAGUAUUCACUGUUCUAAAAA